Pollicipes pollicipes is the source of this 2922-nucleotide messenger RNA. Its product is annotated as E3 ubiquitin-protein ligase lubel. The coding region runs from base 172 to 1386 and encodes 404 amino acids. The transcript has 10 exons. Gene Ontology annotation, molecular function: K63-linked polyubiquitin modification-dependent protein binding; ubiquitin protein ligase activity; zinc ion binding. Lineage: Eukaryota; Metazoa; Arthropoda; Thecostraca; Pollicipedomorpha; Pollicipedidae. Gene Ontology annotation, cellular component: LUBAC complex. Gene Ontology annotation, biological process: protein linear polyubiquitination. The record is from RefSeq and is a predicted model, not a curated record.
CGGAGCUGGCUGCUAGGCCCAGCGACGUGGCCGUCGCAGCGCUGAAGGAGGACCUGAAAUGUGGCAGCGCAGCGGUGUUGAAAAAAAGCACGUCCGAGCGGCAGAAAUUGCAGAGGCGCGCCUAGUCGCCUGCUGCGCUCCGGUCGCGCCCGCUCUCAGGCGGAGGCCGAGAUGGCCACGCAGCUGAUGGCGCUGCGGUUCGCGCCUGACGACAGCCUGCAGGCGGCCGCCUCCUGCUCCAGCCUGUACACGGCCAUCAGCUACCUGCACCAAGAGUGCGAGCUCUGCGCCGGACGCUUCACUGUGAAGGAGAUGGUCAGCAUGACACACUGCACCCACCGCUGCUGCCACGGCUGCGCCCAGGCCUACUUCACCCAGCGCAUCAAGGAGCGCCCCCUGGCCGACCUGCGCUGUCCGUUCUGCAACGAGCCCGACCUGACGAGUGAAGAGAUCGCAUCGGACUAUUUCUCGCAUUUGGACAUCAUGCUGAAAACGCUGGUAACACCGGAGAUCCAUGGCCUCUUCCAUAAGAAGCUUUUCGACAGAGCCAUGAUGAAGGAUCCCAACUUUAAAUGGUGUCCAAAGUGUUCGUCCGGUUUCAUCGCUGCUCCGCGGCAGAAGACGCUGCACUGCCCUGACUGCGGUACCGUCAGCUGCGCUCUCUGCACGAAAACGUGGUGCGACCAGCACGAGGGCGUCACAUGCGAGCAGUUCGCGCUCUGGCAGCAGCAAAACGACCCCGAGUACCAGAGCGUGGGCCUGGAGCGCCACCUGGCGGAGAGCGGCAUCAGCUGUCCGGCCUGCCGCUUCCGCUACUCGCUGGCCAAGGGCGGCUGCAUGCACUUCACCUGCAGCCAGUGCAAGUACGAGUUCUGCUCCGGCUGCGGCCGGCCGUUCAGCAUGGGCAGUCGGUGUGGCCAGACCGACUACUGCGCCCGGCUCGGACUGCACGCGCACCACCCUCGCAACUGCCUCUUCUACCUGCGCGACAAGGAGCCGCAGCAGCUGCAGCAGCUGCUCAAGAGUAACGCAAUCGAGUACGACACGGAGCCGCCGGGUGGUACGGAGGUGUACGGCGAGGUAGGGCGCCGCUGUCGGGUGCAGGAGCAGAAGGAGACGGCCGACGGGCUGCGAGACGACCUCUGUGGCCGCACGGUGACCCCGGGUCACGCCGGACUCUGCCGAAUGCAUUACGUCGAGUACCUGGCCGGCCUGGUGUGGCAGCACCAUCUGGACCCGGUGGCGAUCAGUGACGCGGCGGACCUCCGCCAGGAGAUGCGACGUCACGGCAAGCGCGUGCGCAUACAGCGUGUGCGAGAGUCGGACGAGCGAUACACGGCCGCCCUGCGCAAGCUGGUGGAAACGGAGCUCCCGCUGGACGUGUGACCGACCGGACCAGCGAGGCAUCGAGUCGAGGCGGCGGCUGCUCUCUGGAGCUCCCGCUGGACAUGUGACCGACCGGACCAACGAGGCAUCGAGUCGAGGCAGCGGCUGCUCUCUGGCGCGAGGCUCUAAGGCGCAGCGCUCCGCAUAGCCAUGGGCAGACUCGCGGCAAUCAAGAUCACGACUGGUCCAUAUUUGCGACAAACGGCAGUGCCACGUGUGUCGUUAGGGCUGAGCCCCCAGUUUGCGCUCCUCGCGCCCGGCCGGCUGUCUUUCUAGUCAUGUGGUAGGUCUCAGAAGUGUCUAAACAAGUACGUGAACUGUACUGGCAACCACAAGACGGGCGAAAAACAGAUGUUAGCAUUCGCCUCACACCUGUGUGGAGUCAACGUGAAAUCAGUGUACGGUGAACACGAGAAUGCGCUCAGCCACGUGCUACAUCAUGAGAUGUCAAGUGUAUCACGAAUGCGCAAAUGCGGGAAGGCAUUGCGGUGCUAUGGCAACACAUGCAUUACGGCACAUCGUAAUACCUGUCCCCGAAUCCAGGUAAGCCUACUCGAACACGUGUGUUCACCCAAACUCUAGGAAUAUUCCGUCAUUCAAGCCGGAGGCCAUCCACACGUCAGCAUUUAGACUCGCAUGGCUACAUCUGUGGGCAUUUGAUUGUCCCACCAUAUGACGUGCGUUGCGUCUUAAGCGCACACGUUGUGUAACUUCCAGCUUUCUGUAAGAAAUUGCCUGCAGGCAAGAACAUAUGUCGCUGGAAUACGUAUUGUAGAUGGUGUGUGGCUGUGUUUGUACCUUGGUUCCCUUUUCCAGUGCAACACAGAUAGUAAUGCCUGCUGCGUAUGGAAUGAUGAUAAGUAGAUCAGAUGUUAUAUUAACCUUCGUCAGACGUAUCGCAGCGGACUUUACCUUCGCAAACGAAUCUCCCCGGACCCCAUCAUGCUACGAAUGAAGCAUUCAUAAAAACGGCGAACAUAGCUGGCAAACCUGUGAUUUAAGCGUGCCAGUGUAACGUGGCCCAUAUGAACUAGCCGCACAACAGCGAUCACAAAGAUCAACGAAAUCAAGUUAGUAGAAUCAAGUCAUGCAAAUGCAGGGACAACAACUGCACGCAUGUGUACGAAAGUGACAAUGGUUGGAUGUCACUGUCAUAGAACAGCGACGAAAUGCAAUUGUAUGCCAUCAACUCAACCUUGAAGCAUGUUUUCCACGUAUGCGGCAUGGUCUGAGCACAAUCACAAGGUUACGACCAUGCUACGUCUGCCUCUGGUUGUACGUGCGUUGCAUUCGCGCAAGAGGACAACGCCAAUAUGUACUCCCUUUUUGGCAAAUUCUUUGGUCAUCGGAUUAAGAACAGUUCUUUUGGCAGACAAACACAUGUGCUUACCGAUGUAUACUGUUUGCAUAGAUUGAUGGCAUUGAUAGUUCAUGCCAACCCUGUAGUGACGUCUCCGCUGGCUUGGAUGACGUUUGUGAGAUUGAAUAUGGUUUUGUAUAACAAUGAAUACUUCAAAUAUAGAUUCUGCAAGACUA